Molecule: messenger RNA, 1433 nt
Organism: Anneissia japonica
Lineage: Eukaryota; Metazoa; Echinodermata; Crinoidea; Comatulida; Comatulidae
Product: G-protein coupled receptor 54-like
Exons: 3
Coding region: 233-1357 (374 amino acids)
Biological process (GO): G protein-coupled receptor signaling pathway
Cellular component (GO): membrane
Molecular function (GO): G protein-coupled receptor activity
Source: RefSeq, a predicted model, not a curated record
GGUCUUCGCAGUGAUUUUCACUUCUCUCUCAUCGAAGAAAACCUUUGGAUCUACGCAGAUAAAUGCGCGGUAUUACUGGGACUUGAGUGCUUGAUAUAUCUGGACAUUGUUAUAAAAGUGUGAAGCCAGAUUGUGAGCGUACAUCAGCCACAAAGAAAACAUCCGAUGCGGCAUACUGUUUUAAUGUAGCUUACGAGAUCAAUAACUAAAGAACAGUUUCUGUUUCAUAACGAUGGCCGAUGAUUAUGAAUCCGCGUCGUCGUACUAUUGGGUUUAUUUCGACGAGAAUAUGACGCUACCAACUUGGGAAUAUCCUGAUUCAAAUAGCAUAGUUAUUCCUAUUGUUAUCGCGGUGAUUUCUAUUCUAGCUCUUUCUGCUAAUUGUCUUGUCAUUUAUAUAGUUGUAAGCUUCCCUUCAAUGCAUACUGUUACCAACUUUUAUAUUUUGAACUUAGCUGUGUGUGAUUUGCUUUUCAUUAUCGUCUGUGCGCCUGUCGUCUCAGUAAUAUACACCCUCCCUGAUUGGAUUAUGGGGGAAUUCAUGUGUAAGCUGAACGCGUACAUCCAAUACGUGACUGUCCAAGCUUCUUGUUCAACGUUAACGAUGAUGACACUGGAUCGUCUUUACGUCAUUCAAUGCCCACUUACAUCACGUUUCAAUAGAACGACAGGCAGGGUAUCGGUGAUCAUAGCUAUGAUUUGGCUCAUGUCCUUCAUCUUACAUAUACCACCAGCUCUGUACUACAAGGUGGAAAUACAACAUUGGCAUCACCAAGAAGCUACGAAAACCUGUCGGCCAGUGUUUCCCAGUGUACAGUUUGACAAAGGCUAUACCAUCUACUCUACCAUUAUAACAUAUGUCAUCCCGCUUGUUAUCAUUUCUGUGUGUUAUGUGUUAAUAUUGAAGUUACUGUGGGGUUUGAGGCAGUUCAAACCGGAGGACGAAGCAUUGGCCGACGGACAUUCUCAGACAGCAAGCACUGUUGCCCAGAAAUGGCGCGCAACACGUAUGGUUUUAACAGUAGUUCUUGUCUUUGGUUUCUGUUGGGCUCCAAUUCAUAUUUUUAACCUGUGGAUGCUAUUUGAUAAUAGCUCGUCUGUUAUCAAGGGACAUAUUCGAGUAUUCUGCAUCUCACUUAUCUACGCCAAUGCUUUUUUCAAUCCUGUCAUCUACGCAUUGGCGGGAUCCAGCUUCCGCCAGUGCCUCCGGGAACUGGCGUUUGGCAGACGAACUCUCUGCAAGUGUAUAAGAUUCAGCAAGAAAGCCCACAUACGCCUAAAGGGGACCUACAGUUCAAUGUAUCACAAAACAUCAAAACGUCGGCCCGACUCCCCAACUGCAAGUACUCUCAUCUAAACCUAUUAGCUACAGCAUUGUACACACGUUCUAUUCAAUACCUAUUGGUAUCGUAGUUUUAUCGUUUCCCUCAUUC